CCCCAGAAGACGUUAGAGCAGAAAGUAACAACGGAAAAACGACCGGGAUAGACGAACUCAUUGGCGACGAGGGACAAUUUUUAAGAAGCCGCCACAUUCAGGAAUCGUUUUAUUUUUAAACGAACACACGGUUUCGGAUUUAUAUUUAUAUAUUUUCACGUCACUUUAUGUAUUUAGAGUUGUCCCGUCUUGUCCGUCGUCCUACUAUGGUCAUAAUGGAGGUUCCGAACAUCGACUGUGUCUCUCUCCGGACGCUUUUGGAGGGAACGGAGACCGGGUGUCUUGUUUUGGACUGCCGGUCGUUCUUCUCGUUUAGCUCGUCUCACAUCUGCGGCUCGACUAACGUGCGCUUCAGCGCCAUAGUGCGGCGGCGGGCGCGAGGCGGGCUCGGGCUCGAGCACAUUGUUCCCAACGAGGACACACGGAGCAAGCUGCUCUCCGGGGAGUAUCGCACCGUGGUGCUGCUCGAUGACCGGAGCUUAGACUUCAACCAAGUGAAGAAAGACGGAACUCUGAUGUUGGCUGUGACCGCUUUGAGUCGUAACAACCCUGGCGGAGCGAACAUCUUCUUUCUGAAAGGUGGCUUCGACAACUUUUCAUCGGAGUUCCCUGAAAUGUGUACCAAAGCGCCCCCUCCACAGGGCCUGAGUUUGCCCCUGAGUGCCAACUGCCCUCCUGGCAGUGCUGAAACGGGCUGUAACACAUGCACAACUCCUCUCUAUGAUCAGGGUGGCCCAGUGGAAAUCCUCCCCUUUCUGUAUCUUGGAAGUGCCUACCAUGCCUCCCGCAAAGACAUGCUGGACAUGUUGGGCAUCACAGCACUCAUAAAUGUUUCUGCCAACUGCCCCAAUCAUUUCGAGGACCAUUAUCAGUAUAAGAGCAUUCCAGUUGAAGACAACCACAAAGCGGACAUUAGCUCCUGGUUUAACGAGGCGAUCGAAUUUAUCGACUCUGUGAGAAACAACGGUGGCCGUGUCUUCGUGCACUGCCAGGCGGGCAUCUCGCGCUCAGCUACCAUAUGUCUGGCCUACCUCAUGCGUACCAACCGUGUCAAGUUGGACGAAGCUUUCGAGUUCGUCAAGCAGCGCCGCAGCAUCAUCUCGCCCAACUUCAGCUUCAUGGGCCAGCUGCUGCAGUUUGAGUCGCAGGUGCUCGCCACAUCCACCUGCUCAUCGGAGGCCAGCAGCCCAGCACUCAGCAAGAAUGGCACUGUUUUCAACUUUCCGGUCUCCAUUCCUGUCCAUGCUGGUGCCAGUCCACUGUCUUUCCUGUCCCAUCAUAGUCCUAUCACUCCUUCACCAACUUGCUGACAGGACUCCUUUGUUAUUUUAGGACUUAAUGAUUACAUUUCAAAUGUCUAGUAAUAGGAAGUCAAGAUGACUGAAAUUUCUGAAAGAUGUUUAUCCAAACGUUAGAUUCCAAACCACAGGCUGGCCCCAGGUCUUGUUGGUUCACAUGAUGACUGUAGUAAUUUUGAUUGCUGGACAAUUAAAAUUGUGCUGGUCAUUCAAUAGUGUUUCAAUGUAAUCCUGGGUAAGAGUAUGUGGCUGGUCCAGCCUUGUUCCUCCAGACUUCCUUUGUUUUGAAAACACCCCUGUUGACUGAACUAAAGAGGGUAGGCAUUCAUCAGAGUGUGAAUGUGUGAUGUUUGUUGCAGCUAAUGUGAGGUUCCUGAAUGUCUGUAUUUUGCAGGCACUGCAAUUUAAGCCUUGCAACUGAUAAUCAUUGGCCUUCUGUUUUGUGCACUGGCACAUGAUAAAAACGCCCGGUAUUAUAGUUUUCUCAGGUAGAGUCCUCUUUAUUUGUGUUUAUCAUAAACACCUAGUCUGAUUUGACUGCAAGUUGCUAGACUCUAUGGUGCUAACCUGACUAAAUGUCCCCUCUGUGGUUUGUUUGUUUUCCUUGUUUUCUGAACAAUGAAUGUAAUUAUAAUCUCAAUGUCUGGAUAGACUCAUUUUGCCUUAAGACAAUGAAAGAGAAACACAUGGCUCACUUAAGGGCCUUUGCUUUUCAGACCUUCAUCCAGCCUAUCAGCAUGUUUGUUUACUUGUAAACAAACACGAAAUACCUCAUGUGUGUGUAAUGUUGGCAGUCCUGUAAGAGUCACAACCAGUUAUAAUGGGAGUGGCUUUCACAAGACUGAUCAUUUUAAUAUGUGAUAUUUAUUUGCUAAAUUAAUAUAUUUCAUAUGGUAUAUUUUUUACGUAGUUUGUGAUAUGUUUUUGAUACUGACAAAUAAAAUGUUUUGUAUACAUGCAAA
Molecule: messenger RNA, 2260 nt
Organism: Clarias gariepinus (North African catfish)
Lineage: Eukaryota; Metazoa; Chordata; Actinopteri; Siluriformes; Clariidae
Gene: dusp1
Product: dual specificity phosphatase 1
Exons: 4
Coding region: 168-1310 (380 amino acids)
Biological process (GO): negative regulation of p38MAPK cascade; endoderm formation; protein dephosphorylation
Cellular component (GO): cytoplasm; nucleus
Molecular function (GO): protein tyrosine/threonine phosphatase activity; MAP kinase tyrosine/serine/threonine phosphatase activity
Source: RefSeq, a predicted model, not a curated record